CUCUAAGCCAUUAGUGGGGGGCGGGGAGAGGGUUUGCAAGACUUGCCGGGACUUUGUGGCAUGUUUGGUGGUUGUGAGACUUCAGAGGAGGAGAAACCUGUUGCUGACCACCUGCCCGGCGUAAUCUGAUUUCUCACUUCCCUACAUCAUCAUGUCUUCUGGGAACACCUUGGAUGAUGAGGACACUUUCAAGAUCCUGAUUGCUACAGACGUUCAUCUCGGUUACCUCGAUAAGGAUGCAAUCCGUGGCAGUGACACUUACAACACACUGGAUGAGAUCCUUAAAUGUGCCAAGACAAAUCAAGUAGAUUUCAUCCUGCUUGGAGGAGAUUUGUUCCAUGACAACAAGCCGUCACGGCGAUGCCUCCACAACUGCAUCACUAUGCUCAGAAAAUACUGCAUGGGAGACUCGCCCAUACACUUCAACAUCCUCAGUGACCAGACCAUCAACUUCAACACAACCCAGUUCCCCUGGGUUAACUAUCAGGAUGAAAACCUCAACAUCUCCAUUCCUGUGUUCAGCAUUCAUGGCAACCACGAUGACCCAACUGGGGCUGAAGGUUUGUGUGCACUGGAUCUGUUAAGUGCCUCUGGUCUUGUCAAUCACUUUGGUCACUCCCAGUCAGUGGAGAGGAUAGAGAUUAGUCCCAUCCUCAUGCAGAAAGGCAACACCAAGCUGGCCUUAUAUGGUCUUGGUUCUAUACCAGAUGAGCGCUUGUACAGGAUGUUUGUCAACAACCAGGUAACCAUGUUUCGCCCCAAAGAAGACCAGGAUGAGUGGUUUAACCUCUUUACCAUCCACCAGAACAGGAGUAAGCACGGCCCCACAAACUACAUUCCAGAGCAGUUCCUGGAUGACUUUCUCGACCUGGUGGUGUGGGGUCACGAGCAUGAAUGUUUGAUAGCACCAACCAGAAAUGAACAGCAGCUCUUCUAUGUGACCCAGCCUGGCAGCUCUGUAGCCACCUCCCUGUCCCCUGGAGAGGCCACCAAGAAGCACAUAGGGCUGCUGAGGGUGAAGGGCCGCAAGAUGAACCUGCAAAAGAUCCCCCUAAAGACAGUGCGUCAGUUCUUCAUCCAGGAUGUGGUGCUAGCUGACUACGAAGACCUCUUCACACCCGAUACACCUCAGGUCACAAAGAAGGUGGAGGACUUGUGCUACGCAAAGGUCAUUGAGAUGUUAGAAGAAGCUGAGAGGGAAAGACUUGGAUGCCCGCUCACUCCAGAGAAACCUCUUAUUCGCCUGAGGGUGGACUACAGUGGAGGUUUUGAGGCGUUCAACACUUCUCGCUUCAGUCAGAAGUUUGUGGACCGCGUGGCCAACCCAAAAGACAUCAUUCACUUUCUCAGACGCAGAGAGCAAAAGGAGAACAUCAAAGAUGAGGUCAAUGUUGACUACAGCAAGCUGUUAAAACCCACUGCUGCUGAGGGGCUGAGAGUGGAGGACCUGGUUAAACAGUAUUUUGAGGUUGCCGAACAGAAAGUGCAGCUGUCCCUGCUGACAGAGCAGGGCAUGGGGAAGGCCAUUCAGGAGUUUGUAGACAAAGAUGAGAAAGAUGCCAUCCAGGAGCUGAUCACUUACCAGCUAGAGAAGACACAGCGCCACCUCCAGGCCAGAGGAGUAACUACUGAACAGGAUAUAGAUGCAGAGAUCCAAAAAUUCAGAGACUCCAAAAAGAACACAGCUGAGGAGGAGAAUGAAAUCAAAGAGGCUAUCAACAGAGCCAAAGCUCACCGAUUGGAGCGUGGCGAUGAGCCUUUAGACCCGGAUAUAGCCAGUGAAUUUGCUGAUGUCUCCAUGAACUCUGACGAGGACUCAGUCCUGUUUCCUCCUCCAACGCGAGGCCGAGGACGAGGCCGAGGAAGCAGGGGAGGGGGUGGCCGGGGGAGGGGGAGAGGAGCAACUGCCUCUGAGCCGAAGCCAGCCAGUCGGGGUCGUUCCCAGAAAUCCUCUGCAACAACCCAAAGCAGAAGCAUUAUGCAAGCAUUUCAAGCUCCAUCACAGAGACCGUCGCGGACUGCUGCAGCUGCUACAUCUUACCAAGCAGAUGAUAUGACCAUCGAUGACUCAGAUGAAGAUAUGCCUGUAAUGAAAAGCCCCCCUCCAAGACCAGCAUCGUCUUCGUCGUCAUCCUUCACUAAGUACAGCUCUCAGAGCCAGAACCAGUCAUCUAAAGGAGUUGCAUUUGAUGACAGUGAUGAUGAUGAGGAUAACCCAUUCAAAGGCCCCAGCCAUCGUUCAAAGAGAUAACCAUAAGUUCAUAUGUUAUGUAACACUUCUUAAUGUUGCUGAUUUUCUAAAACAUAUGACCCGCAAUCUAAUUACAAAGUGAGCUGCUGCAGUGUUGUUCUGAAGGAUUUCAAAGUACAUGUUUCAAUUUUUCAGUUUUAAUUACAUUGAUAAGCUUCUAUUACUUAGAUUGAAACUAUCAAUUGAUCUGUUUCUAGACUGAACAGCUACAGGGGGACACCAGGAUCUGCUUCUGUGCAUCAACAUUGAUCAGUGCUGGGUCUUGUCAUUGCCUUUGUAAUUAUCUGAUAUUCAGGAAUUAUAAAUGUUUUUUUCAUAUA
Lates calcarifer (barramundi perch) is the source of this 2571-nucleotide messenger RNA. It is a transcript of the gene mre11a, whose product is annotated as MRE11 homolog A, double strand break repair nuclease. Gene Ontology annotation, cellular component: Mre11 complex; nucleus. Gene Ontology annotation, molecular function: manganese ion binding; DNA endonuclease activity; 3'-5'-DNA exonuclease activity. Lineage: Eukaryota; Metazoa; Chordata; Actinopteri; Centropomidae. Gene Ontology annotation, biological process: mitotic G2 DNA damage checkpoint signaling; double-strand break repair via homologous recombination; double-strand break repair via nonhomologous end joining. The record is from RefSeq and is a predicted model, not a curated record.